Molecule: messenger RNA, 2463 nt
Organism: Cutaneotrichosporon oleaginosum
Lineage: Eukaryota; Fungi; Basidiomycota; Tremellomycetes; Trichosporonales; Trichosporonaceae
Cellular component (GO): cytosol
Molecular function (GO): FMN binding; flavin adenine dinucleotide binding; NADPH-hemoprotein reductase activity
Source: RefSeq, a predicted model, not a curated record
UCCACAUCAUCAUCAUCUCUUUCAUCACUCCAUCCACACUCCUCUCCCUCUGUCGACUUCGGUCACCUCUUUCUUUCUUUUCCUUGGGCACCUGUUUCUCGCAUCUCCCGCCAGCUACUAGCUCCCCUUCCACCAUGGCGUCCCAAGUGGACCUCUUCAUCAUCGCACUCGCCGUCCUCCUCCCCCUCCUCUUCUGGUUCCGCGAGUCUCUUCCCCUCAUCGGCGGCAAGAAGAGCCACCAUGUCGGCGCGGUCGGUGCUGGAGCAGCAGGCGGCGAUGAAGAGGACGGCGACCCUCGCGACUUUGUGGGCAAGAUGAAGCGUGCUGGCAAGCGCUGCGUCGUCUUCUACGGCACUCAGACUGGUACGGCUGAAGAGUACUCGAUCCGCCUCGCCAAGGAAGCCAAGUCCCGCUACGGCCUCUCAUCGCUCGUGUGCGACCCCGAGGAGUAUGACUUCAACAACCUUGACCAGGUCCCCGAUGACUGCUGCAUCUUCUUCGUCAUGGCAACCUACGGCGAGGGUGACCCGACCGACAACGCCGAGCAAUUCUGGGAGUUUAUCAUGGACGAGAACGUUCAGUUCUCGCAGGGUGGUGACUCGCUCGAGAACCUCAACUACGUGAUCUUUGGCCUCGGCAACAGAACCUAUGAGCACUUCAACGGUGUUGGCCGCAAGCUUGACGCCAAGCUUCAGGCUCUCGGCGCUCACCGUAUCGGCACGCUCGGCGAAGGCGACGACGACAAGGCCCUCGAGGAGGACUACCUCGAGUGGAAGGACCCCAUGUGGGAUGAGUUCUCCAAGCGCAUGAACGUUGAGGAAGGCGGCGCCGGCGACGUGGCCGACUUUGUCGUUACCGAGGUCACCCCCGACAUGAAGAAGGUCUACCACGGUGAACUGUCCUCGCGCGCGCUUUUGGCCAGCACUUCGGGUGCCUCGACGCCCGUCGGCUCGUACAACUCGAAGAACCCGUAUGCCUCCCCGGUCCUCACCACUCGCGAGCUUUUCGCCGUCGAUGGCGAGCGCAACUGCGUUCACAUCGAGUUCGACCUUACCGGGUCCGGCCUUACCUAUCAGCACGGUGACCACGUCGGCGUCUGGCCCUCGAACCCCGACCUCGAGGUUGAGCGUAUCUUCACUGUCCUCGGCCUUCUUGAGAAGCGCGGCACUGUCGUCGACAUUGUCUCGCUUGACCCCGCUCUUGCCAAGGUUCCUUUCCCCACUCCCGCGACUUACGAGGCCAUCUUCCGACACUACAUCGACAUCGCCGCCACCGCUUCGCGCCAGACCAUCGCUUUCCUCGCUCGCUACGCGCCCAACGAGCAGGCAAAGGAGAAGCUCACGCGCUGGGGUAACGACAAGGAUGCGUACCACGACGAGGUCGACGGCCCCCGCCUCACCCUCGCCGAGGUCCUCAUGGCUGCUGCUGGUGACAAGCUUAACCCGCCAUUCGACAACGUCACGCGAUGGGAGAUUCCGUUCGACCGCAUCGUGUCCACUGUCCCCCGCCUCCAGCCCCGCUAUUACUCGAUCUCGUCUUCGUCCAAGCUCUACCCGUCCGCCGUUCACGUCACCGCUGUCGUCCUCAAGUACGCCUCGACCCAGUCCAAGGUUCACGACAACAACUCUCGCUGGGUUUACGGCCUUUCGACCAACUUCAUCCACCACGUCAUGCAGGCCAGCCGCAGCGGCACACCCAACGGUAUCGCGAACGGCAACGGCCAGGCUCACUUCGGUGGUCUUGCAGGUGCCGACGGCAGCAUCCGUCUCGAUGGCCUUGCUCCCACUUACAAGAUUUCUGGCCCCCGCGACUUCCACUUCAAGGACAACAUCUACCGUGUCCCUGUACACAUCCGCCGCUCCACGUUCCGUCUUCCGACCUCGCCCAAGGUGCCCAUCAUCAUGAUCGGCCCCGGUACCGGUGUCGCGCCGUUCCGCGGCUUCGUGCAAGAGCGCGUUGCGCUGGCACGGAAGGCGCGCGAGAAGGCUGGUGCGGACGCCGCGAACGCGCUCGAGUCCUGGGCCCCGAUCCACCUCUUCUACGGCUGCCGCCGCGAAGACGAGGACUUCCUGUACCGCGAGGAGUGGCCCGGCUACCUGAAGGAGCUGGACCCCGUGUUCAAGAUGCACAACGCGUUCUCGCGCGGGCCGAACCGCAAGCCCGAUGGCUCCAAGAUCUACGUGCAGGACUUGAUCUGGGACCUGCGCCACGAGCUUGCCCCCCUUAUCUUGGAGAAGCGCGCGUACAUCUACAUCUGCGGCGACGCCAAGAACAUGGCGAAGAGCGUCGAAGACCGCCUGAUCCGCAUGCUCGCCGAGGCCCGCGGCGGCACCCCCGAAGUUGAGGGCGCCAAGGAGCUCAAGGUCCUUAAGGACCGCAACCGUCUCAUGACCGAUGUCUGGAGCUAGUGGUCUGUAGCGUCUGUAUUGCGACAUCUCAAUCUGCAUUUGAUACCAAGCUUGA